AUGGCGGGUGUUGCAGAGAAAGCUCGAUUCUACUUGGAGCGGUCGGUUCCUCAGUUGCGAGAAUGGGAGGCGAAGGAAAUCUUCACCAAGGAAGAAAUUCGCAACAUUGUACAGCGCCGCAGCGACUUUGAGCACCGGGCGCUUGCACCGGGCGUCCAACCUACCGACUUCACCAAUUAUGUCGCUUGGGAAAUUUCACUUGAUGCCCUGCGAGUGAAGCGCUGCGAACGCCUCAAGAUCCGUCACGUCGCUUCGCAGCAUGCCACUCAGGCUCGGGUUCUGGCUAUCUACGAGCGAGCCGUCACGAAACGCCCUGCAUCAAAGGAGCUCUGGCUCGAUUAUCUUACCUAUACUGAACGAAUCAGGGCUACCAAGAGAUGGAGGAGGACUAUGACCCGCGCCCUGAGACUUAUGCCACGCGAUGCAGAGCUCUGGGUGCUAGCAGGACGCAGGGCCGCAAAGAAUGGCGAUAUGGGUACUGCGAGGGGAUAUUUCAUGCGCGGCUGCCGAUUCUGCACUGUAGAUGGCGGACUGUGGGUCGAGUACGCUCGGUGCGAGAUGGAGUGGCUGGCCAAGAUGGAGCGCAACCGCAAAGACAGCAAGAAGGGGGGGAGGUGUACCUCAUUGUUCGCCGCGGCUUUUCUAGUUAUUGACCAUUUUAUGCGCCCAAUGAUGGCUGCGGUGAUGAAGGAAGGCGUUGUGUCGAUAUCCUCCCUGGCGACUGGUGCCAGACUUGCCGAGGGUUCAAAAGACGACGUUCGUGUCCAACCAUACUCUACGUGGUUGCCCUCGCAGAACCAGGGCCCUUAUAAGCACCUGCAUGCUGUCAAAGAUGUGCUCGUGUUGGGCACUGCGGAUGCGCCCGAGCCCGACUGGGCUGUUGAAUUUACGCUCAAGUGUAACGUGAAUACUGAUAAAAUCAAGCCUGUCGAUGUCGACGUUGCGGGCGUAGCAGUUUCCUUGACGGAUGUCGUAGUAGGGUGA
Molecule: messenger RNA, 984 nt
Organism: Verticillium dahliae VdLs.17
Lineage: Eukaryota; Fungi; Ascomycota; Sordariomycetes; Glomerellales; Plectosphaerellaceae
Product: U3 snoRNP protein
Exons: 4
Coding region: 1-984 (327 amino acids)
Biological process (GO): maturation of SSU-rRNA from tricistronic rRNA transcript (SSU-rRNA, 5.8S rRNA, LSU-rRNA)
Cellular component (GO): Pwp2p-containing subcomplex of 90S preribosome; small-subunit processome
Molecular function (GO): snoRNA binding; protein binding
Source: RefSeq, a predicted model, not a curated record